Synchiropus splendidus (mandarinfish) is the source of this 3068-nucleotide messenger RNA. Its product is annotated as gastrula zinc finger protein XlCGF26.1-like. NCBI's taxonomy places the organism in Eukaryota, Metazoa, Chordata, Actinopteri, Syngnathiformes, Callionymidae. Gene Ontology annotation, biological process: regulation of transcription by RNA polymerase II. Bases 189 to 1634 code for a protein of 481 amino acids. The transcript has 2 exons. Gene Ontology annotation, molecular function: DNA-binding transcription factor activity, RNA polymerase II-specific; RNA polymerase II cis-regulatory region sequence-specific DNA binding. The record is from RefSeq and is a predicted model, not a curated record.
CAGAACACUGAAGGAGCCUCGCGUUCCAUGUUCUCCGUUGGUGGAUUAAAACGUCGUGACUGCUGAAGUUGAAAGAUUCCUUCAAGCAGCGGCUGAUAGCAGCUGCUAACGAUCAUCUGCUACCGAGUUUUCACGACAUAUUCAGUGGCUAUAAGCGACAGACGAGACGAAAAACAAUCCUGCGGCAGAUGGAGACCGAGAGAGCAGAACCAGCCGACGAUUUGGAUGCACCUCUCCACCCUGCCCACCAGAUGUGUUCCGAGUCUGACACUGAUGACAGUGAGGACUGGAGAGAGACCAGUAACAUUCGGUCAGAUUCCAACUCUGUUGAGAAUCCAAACAUUGAUGUCAAAGAGCAGACGGAUGAUGCUGAUCACAAAUCACUGAUCGACUCGACAUGUGGGAAGAACUGCACCUCAAAAGCUAAAUUGACAGAUUCCAAGAAAUCCUGUGGUGGAUCUCUGACUUGUUUGCUUUGUGGGAACCAUUUUGAAACCCGAAGGAAACUGUUGAGCCACAUGAGAAUUCACACUGGUGAAAAACCUUUCAUCUGCUCCCUGUGUGGAAAAGGUUUUUCAGUAAAAGGUAGCUUGAACAGACACAUGAGCGUCCACACUGGAGAAAAACCAUUCAUCUGCUCCCAGUGUGGAAAACGUUUUUCACAAAACAGCGGCCUAAAGGAACACAUGACGAGUCACACUGGUGAAAAACCUUUCAUCUGCUCCCACUGUGGAAUAGGUUUUACACAAAACAGCGGCCUAAAGAAACACAUGACAAUCCACACUGGUGAAAAACCUUUCUUCUGCUCCCAAUGUGGAAAAGGUUUCUCACUCAACAGCAGCCUAAAUAAACACAUGCGAACUCACACUGGUGAAAAACCUUUCAACUGCUCGCUGUGUGGAAUAGGUUUUACAGUCAACAGCAGCCUAAAGAAUCACUUGAGAGUUCACACUGGUGAAAAACCUUUCAACUGCUCCCAGUGUGGAAAAGGUUUUUCACUCAACAGCAACCUAAAUAUACACAUGCGAACUCACACUGGUGAGAAACCUUUUUUCUGCUCCCUGUGUGGUAAAUGUUAUUCAGAGAGCGGCAGACUAAAGAGACACAUGAGAGUUCACACUGGUGAAAAACCUUUCAUCUGCUCUCAGUGUGGUAAAUGUUUUUCCGAGAGUGGCGGACUAAAGUAUCACAUGAGAACUCACACUGGUGAAAAACCUUUCAUCUGCUCCCUGUGUGGUAAACGUUAUUCAGCGAACAGCAAACUGCAGAGACACAUGAGAGUACACACUGGUGAAAAACCUUUCAUCUGCUCCCUGUGUGGAGAAGGUUAUUCAGACAGCUGUGGAUUAAAGUAUCACACGAGCGUUCACACUGGUGAGAAACCUUUCAUCUGCUCCCGUUGUGGAAAAGGUUUUUCACUCAACAGCAACCUAAAGCAACACAUGAUAACGCACACUGGUGAAAAACCUUUCAUAUGCUCCCAAUGUGGUAAAGGUUUUUCACUCAACAGCAACCUAAAGAAACACAUGAAAACUCACACUGGUGAAAAACCUUUCAUCUGUUCCCAGUGUGGCAAAUGUUUUUCAGAGAGCAGCAAACUAAUGUGUCACAUGAGAGUUCACACUCGUGAAUAGCUUUGCAUUUGCUCCCAGUGUGGUAAAUGUUAUUCAGAGAGCUGCGGACUAAAGUAUCACAUGAAAGUUCACACUGGUGAAAAACCUAUCAUCUGCUCCCACUGUGGAAAAGGUUUUUUAGGUAGCGGCAACUUAGAAAAAAACGCAUGAAACUUCACACUAGUGAUAAACCUGUCAUCUGCUCUCAUUGCGGAAAGUGUUAUUCAGAGAAAAGUUGCCUAAUGAGACAUAUGAAGAUUCACUCUGGAGAAAACUUUCAUUCCGUUUACUCCAUUUGAUACCAUAAAAUACAUUGUUGACUACAUUUGUUGAGUACCUUGAAUGACUAUUGAGAGAAGCGUCAAGCAGUACAAAACAUCAAAUGUUGUUUGGGUAAAAAGUAUUGACACCUCCACUUCAAUGGUUUGGAUUGCUUCUCUGCACUGUUUUGAUGGCGCUUGCUGUUUGUUUAUGUUACGUUUCGUAACCCGUUUGAUGCAAACUUCUAGGUCAUCACAGUUGUACAAAGCAGGAGAGAUGGUUACCACUCAUCCCUCAUUUUUUAUAGUUGCUUUUCCUGUUUCACCUUUUUUUUCGUUCUUCAUCUUUUAGUCAUAACAACAAGCUUCCAUGCUCACUGGCACUGUUAGAAUACCCAGCUGUCAUGCAACGCUUCAUGGUUUCUGUUCUGAUACUGAAGCUGGAGAGCUUUUUUUACCUGCAUUCUGCAGGAUCCACCUCCAGUGACGCCACAAAGGCUUGUUUCGGGUUCUGACUUUGAUGCACUUAGCACUGCAUUUACACUUAUUUAGCAUUGUAAUUCAGCAAGGAUGGAAAUCUAAGUCCUUUGUGUGAUGCCCUACUGUGCAUUCAGAAUGGUGCUAUGUAGUUUAAAAUGUAAAUGGUUAUGGAUGGCUGUAAAAUCCAAACUGCUGCUGUUCUGGCAACUGUUCUGGCUGUGGAUAGCCUGGAGGUGGCAGUGUGACGUCAUGCACCUCGCACUGAGGUGUGGUGUACAGCCAGGAUGUUGCGACUGGUUGCUUUAUGAUCUUCCUCUUUCUUGUUCAGUCUUGGAGGGGGAAAGACGCUGAGUGCCCGUCUCAUGUCUUGGUCUUUUUUUCACAUGAAGUGUUGUUUCCGUUUUAUGUUCAUGUGUUGGAUUGUUCUCGAAUAAUUGUUGUCAGCCAAGUUUGCAUGUGUAGAUGGAGGUGUGUGAGUUAUGUAGCAUAAGCUUCUCUGAUUCAAUGAGACUGCGAUUGAGUGGAAAAUAUGUGUGGAAUAUAUGUGGAAAAUAUGCAAUAAAGAAAACCUGUCUUGUUCAGACUUGUCUAAUUCUUAAUUUCAGUCACUUUUGGCAAAGAUACAUGUUUUAUCUGUUCCCAAGACCCACCCAAGUGGGACGUUUAACAUAUGUUUGCAUGCUUGUGUGAUCGGAACCAUUCUGCAAUUACACAC